Molecule: messenger RNA, 156 nt
Organism: Sclerotinia sclerotiorum 1980 UF-70
Lineage: Eukaryota; Fungi; Ascomycota; Leotiomycetes; Helotiales; Sclerotiniaceae
Exons: 1
Coding region: 1-156 (51 amino acids)
Source: RefSeq, a predicted model, not a curated record
AUGGGAAAGGAAAAUAGAAGAGAGGGGAAAAGAGGGUUAAGUAGUAUUGAUAGGAUUAGUGAUACUGCUGGAGCUAGUAUGGGUAGUGAUUAUGAAAAGAAAGACAAAAAGUUUGAUUUUAAGAAGAAGAGUCUACCGGAUGGAGAGAGUGCUUAA